AUGAAACACUUCAGUUUGGCCUUAGCAGUUGUCAUUUUUGUGAGCAGUGUGGAUUGUGAUCGGCACAAGAUCGUGGAAAAAAGCCUUCAGCGGACCGGUGUCGAGUGUCACCAGUAUAAUCCCCCGGAAAAUUGCAUGGCCCGGUGCCAAACGCUGCUCACUCAUGACUGGAACGAUAUGACCGGAAUGCAGUCAGUUUACGAUCGAUUCUUCCAACCGAGUCCGGUUGAUCGGUGCAACUUCAACCGAACCCAGCGGUGUUUGAGCGCUAAGCUUCCAAAGAUUGCACCGGAGAAAAAAUGUAUCAGAGCGAGCGAGUCCAUCCAGUGCUAUCUGGACCAAUUCGGAGAGGUGAUGGUGGAUAUACCAAAGUUCGUACGUUCUAGUGGGUUACAGGAGCAACAGAUCUACAGAGAAUGUGCCACUAUGAUGGGAUUUUCUAAACAGCGAUUUCUCCAGGUGCUGAAUGACACGGACUAUUCUCUGCAGGACUCACGAUGCCUGUUGCGGUGUUUCAUGAUCAGAUCAGGUCUGUAUAGUGAUAACGGUGGCCUUAACCUGGAGCGGUUCUACGUUGCGUGCGGAGGCUAUGAUGACGAGUUCUACCAUAAUGUCACGCAAUGCAUAAAAGACGUGCGAGCUUCGAGUACCUGCGACAGAUGCAGUCUGGCGCACCGGUUGGUGAUGGAGUGUAUUGGUAGCCAGUAUGAUGUUAACAAACUUAAUUUUUACCAGUACAAUGACGAUGUGGAUCAAGUUAAUAACUAUGCAACGUUCUAUCUAAUUAAUGUUAAUUUGCCCUAA
This is a messenger RNA of Ochlerotatus camptorhynchus, 804 nucleotides long. Its product is annotated as general odorant-binding protein 45-like. Gene Ontology annotation, biological process: sensory perception of smell. The transcript has 2 exons. Gene Ontology annotation, molecular function: odorant binding. The coding region runs from base 1 to 804 and encodes 267 amino acids. Lineage: Eukaryota; Metazoa; Arthropoda; Insecta; Diptera; Culicidae. The record is from RefSeq and is a predicted model, not a curated record.